Molecule: messenger RNA, 2506 nt
Organism: Hyaena hyaena (striped hyena)
Lineage: Eukaryota; Metazoa; Chordata; Mammalia; Carnivora; Hyaenidae
Gene: PRKG2
Product: protein kinase cGMP-dependent 2
Exons: 19
Coding region: 58-2346 (762 amino acids)
Biological process (GO): protein phosphorylation
Molecular function (GO): cGMP-dependent protein kinase activity; ATP binding
Source: RefSeq, a predicted model, not a curated record
CCAAGGUGACAAGCUGCGCACCUGGAAAGUUACCCGGCUGUCUGGUCCUUGAGCAAAAUGGGAAAUGGUUCGGUGAAACCCAAACAUUCUAAGCAUCCAGAUGGCCACUCUGGGAACCUCACCACCCAUGCGCUGCGGAGCAAGGUGACAGAGCUGGAGAGGGAGCUGAGGAGGAAGGAUGCUGAGAUCCAGGAGCGGGAAUACCAUUUGAAGGAGCUGCGGGAACAGCUGUCAAAGCAGACCGUGGCCAUUGCUGAGCUCACAGAGGAGCUCCAGAGCAAGUGCAUCCAGCUGAACAAGCUUCAGGAUGUGGUGCACAUGCAGGGAGGAAGCCCGCUUCAGGCCUCUCCAGAUAAAGUGCCUCUUGAGGUCCACCGGAAGGCCUCGGGAUUGGUCUCCCUCCAUAGCAGGAGGGGAGCAAAAGCGGGGGUGUCUGCUGAGCCUACCACCCGAACCUAUGACCUCAAUAAACCCCCUGAAUUUUCUUUCGAGAAAGCAAGAGUCAGAAAAGACUCCAGCGAGAAGAAGCUCAUUACAGAUGCCCUCAAUAGGAAUCAGUUUCUGAAGAGAUUGGAUCCUCAGCAGAUCAAAGACAUGGUGGAAUGCAUGUAUGGUAGAAACUACCAGCAAGGGAGUUAUAUUAUUAAGCAAGGAGAACCAGGAAACCACAUCUUUGUGCUAGCAGAGGGUCGACUAGAGGUGUUCCAAGGGGAGAAAUUGCUAUCAUCCAUCCCUAUGUGGACCACAUUUGGGGAACUAGCCAUUUUAUACAACUGUACAAGAACUGCCUCUGUGAAAGCUAUUACCAAUGUUAAAACUUGGGCACUAGAUCGAGAGGUAUUCCAGAAUAUAAUGAGAAGGACAGCUCAAGCUAGAGAUGAACAGUACAGAAACUUCCUCAGAAGUGUAUCCUUGCUGAAGAAUUUACCUGAAGAUAAAUUAACCAAGAUCAUUGACUGCUUGGAAGUGGAAUACUAUGACAAAGGAGAUUAUAUUAUUAGAGAGGGCGAGGAAGGAAGUACAUUCUUCAUUUUAGCAAAAGGAAAGGUAAAAGUCACCCAGAGCACAGAGGGCCAUGAUCAACCACAACUGAUAAAGACACUGCAGAAAGGAGAAUACUUUGGAGAAAAAGCUCUUAUCAGCGAGGAUGUCAGAUCAGCUAACAUCAUUGCCGAGGAAAAUGAUGUCGCAUGCCUAGUUAUAGAUCGAGAGACAUUCAACCAAACAGUCGGGACUUUUGAAGAACUCCAAAAAUACCUCGAAGGGUAUGUGGCAAACCUAAACCGUGAUGAUGAGAAAAGACAUGCAAAGAGAUCCAUGUCUAACUGGAAGCUGUCCAAAGCACUCUCUCUGGAGAUGAUUCAGCUGAAGGAGAAGGUGGCCAGAUUUUCCUCAUCAUCCCCAUUCCAGAACCUUGAGAUUAUCGCAACACUGGGCGUUGGUGGGUUCGGAAGAGUUGAGCUUGUUAAAGUGAAGAAUGAGAAUGUGGCUUUUGCUAUGAAGUGUAUAAGGAAGAAGCACAUCGUUGACACUAAGCAACAGGAGCACGUUUAUUCAGAAAAGAGAAUUCUAGAGGAGUUGUGUUCUCCCUUCAUUGUGAAAUUGUAUCGCACUUUCAAGGACAAUAAGUAUGUGUACAUGCUUCUGGAGGCCUGCUUAGGAGGGGAGCUGUGGAGUAUAUUAAGGGACAGAGGCAGCUUUGAUGAACCCACCUCCAAGUUCUGCGUGGCUUGUGUGACAGAGGCAUUUGAUUACCUGCACCGACUAGGUAUUAUCUACAGAGACCUGAAACCAGAAAACUUAAUUCUAGAUGCUGAGGGUUAUCUCAAAUUGGUUGACUUUGGAUUUGCUAAGAAAAUAGGAUCUGGACAGAAAACGUGGACAUUCUGUGGAACUCCAGAGUAUGUAGCUCCUGAAGUCAUUCUCAACAAAGGACAUGACUUCAGUGUGGACUUUUGGUCCCUGGGAAUUCUAGUGUAUGAGCUCCUAACUGGCAACCCCCCCUUUUCUGGGAUUGACCAAAUGAUGACCUACAAUUUGAUUCUCAAAGGAAUUGAAAAAAUGGAUUUUCCAAGAAAGAUAACAAGACGGCCUGAGGAUUUGAUUCGCAGGCUUUGCAGGCAAAAUCCAACGGAAAGACUUGGAAAUCUGAAGAAUGGAAUCAAUGACAUUAAGAGACACAGGUGGUUAAAUGGUUUUAAUUGGGAGGGACUGAAAGCGCGGAACCUUCCAUCACCUUUACAGAGAGAGCUGAGUGGACCCACAGACCACAGCUAUUUUGACAAGUAUCCCCCUGAAAAGGGUGUGCCUCCAGAUGAGCUGUCAGGCUGGGAUAAAGACUUCUGACUGAAGAAAAGACGAUUCCUGCCUCUGCAUACAAAAGACUAUAAGGACCGAUAACCCAGUAGUGAUCAUUUCUCUCUUUGAAGUAUUAUAAUAUUUGUUGGAAGACCAUUAGGGAAGAGGAAUCCCUGACCAUGAGCUGGGUGGCAGAUGUGAUUGUGAA